Molecule: messenger RNA, 1044 nt
Organism: Puccinia triticina
Lineage: Eukaryota; Fungi; Basidiomycota; Pucciniomycetes; Pucciniales; Pucciniaceae
Exons: 5
Coding region: 1-1044 (347 amino acids)
Molecular function (GO): protein binding
Source: RefSeq, a predicted model, not a curated record
AUGCAGUCCAGCCGGCUGUUUACCGAGGAGCGCGACGUGGUUCUGGACCCGCUCAAGGCGCACCGGUGGCGCGUGAUGAAAGACCGGGAGGAGUUCGAGCCGAUGACUCGCGCCAGCGAGAUCCUGCUGACGGCCGAGGAGCCCUCCAUACGAACAUAUUUUUGUGCCAAGAACGUCGUCAUGGAGUUUAUCCGCAACCAUCCCAAUGAUCCUCGCGGCUACAAGGAGCUCGGCAAAGUCCAUCUGUACAGCUGUGUGCCCGAGAACAUCGACCUGGCAGAGGAGGCCUUCCAGAGGGUCCAGUCGCUUUCGGGACACAUCGAUGCGGAGGGAUGGUAUCUGAUAUCGAUGUGCCAUCGGAUCCGUCUGUUCGGGAGUGACCGGAGCAGCAGCAGCGGGCCGUCGGCGGCAGGCAAGCCUGGCGCGCCAGUCGACCGGCACCAGCGGCUAGCGGAGAGAUGCCUGCAGCGCGCGCUGGCGCACUCGCACGGCUCGAGCGUGUACCGCUUCGCCCUCUCGGAGUUCUAUGCGACGACCGGCCGGCUGUCCAAGGCGCUGGCCGUCCUCCAGGCCGGGCUCUCCCCCCGCGGCCCGCCCACCCGCGCCGACGCGGCCAUCUUCCACCAGCUCGCCCGGCUCGGCAUCGCCGCGAGCACGCCCCUCCAGGCCCGCGCCCGUCCCGACCGCGCCCUCCUGCUCGCCCGCGCCGCCCUGCUCCACUAUCGCCACGCAAUCGCCGCCGCAGACCCCCGGUCCGCCCGAGCAUGGGCCCGCGAACUCGCAAGCGCCGAAGCCUUCGUCGCCCGUCUGGCCGAAGAAACUGCCGACAUCGCCGCCUUCGCUGCCGCUCCCUCCGGCCCCGUGUCUCUGCGGAGCCGGCAGUCCGCCUCGCCCGCCCCGCCCUCCGCAUCCCCCCCGCCGAAACACCCCCGCACCCGCCCGACCCGCUCCCACGCCUCGCGCGCCUCGGCAGCGUCCUUCCGCGCCGGACCGGCCGACGACGCGCCGGGCGCGCCGGCGCCCUCGUGCACUUGCUCGACGUGA